ACUUUCAGCAGUAAGAUGAAUAAGGCCUGGGGUGCCUGGGUGGCUCAGUCAUUAAGCGUCUGCCUUUGGCUCAGGUCAUGAUCCCAGGGUCCUAGGUUGGAGUCCCACAUCGGGCUCCCUGCUCGGUGAGCCUCCUUCUCCCUCUCCCUCUGCCUGCCUGUCUGCCUGCUUGUGAUCUCUCUCUCUGUCAAAUAAAUAAAGAAGAUCUUUAGAAAAAAAGAAGAAGAAAGCCUGAGUAUCUACUGUAUAACAUGGAGACUACAGUUGAUAAUAUUGUAUUGUAUUGUAUAAUAGAAAUUUCUUCAGAGAGAACUUCAGUGUUCUCACACAUACAAAGAAGUAAAUAUUUGAGGUGAUGGAUGUGUUAAUUAAAUCAAUAGGGGGAAUCCUUUCACAAUGUAUGCAUAUAUGAUAUCAUUACAUUGUACACUUUAAAUAUCUUACAAUUUUAUUUAUUAAUUAUACCUCAAUAAAGCUGAAAAAUUACAAAGCAAACAUUUAAAAAUAGUAAAAGGAAACAAAAAAGAAGUUUGGACACUUAAAUCUAUACCCCUAAAUUACUCUUGGAUUUAAAAAAAUCACAAUGGAAAUAAGAACUAUAUAGAAAGGAACAAAAAUUAAAAUAUUAUUUAAAACUCUGGAAUACAGGGACACCUGGCUGGCUCAAUCAGUUGAACAUGCAACUCUUGAUCUCAGGGUCAUGAGUUCGAGCCCCAUGUUGGAUGUGGAGCCUACUAGAAUAAAAUAAAUAAAAUAAGAUAAAAUAAAAUAAAAUAAAAUAAAAUAAAAUAUAAAAAAAUAGAAUAAUAAAAAAAUAAAAUAAAAUUGUGGAAUACAGCUAAAAGAGUACCUAGGGGUAAAUUUAUAGACAAAUAAAAUAAAUGAGAGCAAAACUAAUUAUUUAAAAUAAGUGAAUUUAGCAAGACACUCAAGAAACAAGGCAAACAAAAACCAUUGUAUCAGCAUAAACUUUAAAAAAUAAUGGGAAAAAUAACAAAGCUAAGAGUAUAAAUUAUUAAUAUACAAACAAGGAAGAAUUCUGAUGAUGAAGCAAUUAAAAGCAGAUAAUAAAAGUCAUACUGAGACCAGUGGGGAGAAAUUAAAAUUCUGUCAAGUCCAAUGCUAGGACUAAUAUAGAAUAGGCAGAUGGCAUGACUAAAAUUCUUUUUAAAGAUUCUACAAGAAAACCCCAAAUUCUGAUUAAAAACAAAGACUUGGACAAGAAGAAAGAAAACAACUUAAUUCAAAGCAAGAAGCACGAGUAGGAAAUAAUAUACAGAGUAAAACCAGCUAUUGUCAAAAACAAAGAACAGGUAAGUCUUUAGAUAGCUGCAGUAAGGGAUAUUGAACAGUUAUUUAAUGAGACUUGAAAGCAUCAAAACGAUGUUGAUGAAAAGAUUUUUAAAAUCUAAAAAAGUAGAGGCCCUACUAGAAAACAAGGUGAGUUGAUACCACUUGUUUCCAAUUUUUUCCAUUCUCAGAGGAAUGGAUAAAAGCUAAAAUGAAAAAAAUACAACAAGGAAGAAACCAAAAGAUAAACAGACUGAAGUGAGACCAGAAGUGGGCAAUUUCAUUUAAGAAUGUUGAUUUAAAAUCUUAAUUAAGAUAUUAUCAAACCUUAUCUACCAUAUAUUUAGAAAUAAUAUUUAUAACUUAUGACUAAGUAGGGUUUAUUUUCGGAAUGCAAGGAUAUUCCAAUAUAAGAAAAUCUAAUAAUGCAAAACUCCAUAUUAAGAGAUUAAAGAUAAAAAGCUACAUAUUCAUUUAAAUAGAGGCAUAAUAAAGCUCUUGAGAAUAUUCAACACAUGAUUAAAAUCAUUUAGCUAAAUAGGAAUUGAAGGAAACAUCCUUAACCUGAUAGAGUACCUAUCAAAAACGUAUAUGACUACCAAAGGAGUCUACAGAUUCAGUGCAAUCCCUAUCAAAAUCCCAAUGAUUUUUUUGGCAGAAAUAGAAAAAAAAUCCAUUCUAAAAUUCAUAUGAAGUAGCAAGAAAAAGAAGAACAGGGGUGCCUGAGUGGCUCAGUCAGUUAAGCAUCUGCCUUCGGCUCAGGUCAUGAUCUCAGGGUCCUGGGAUCAAGCCCCAGGUCAGGCUCCCUUCUCAGUGGGGGGUCUACUUCGCCCUCUCCCUCUGACCUUCCUCUUUGCUUGUGCUCUCUCUCUCAAAUAAACAAAAUCUUUAAAAAGAAAAAGAACAAAGAACAAUCCCCUUCACUUUCCUUAAUGUUCCAUGUGGCCUUUCACCUCCAAGCAUUUGUACUGAAGUUCUAGAACACUACUCCAGACUCUUCUUCACCCAUUCCUACCCUUCCGGAGUCAUCUUCAAUAAUGUCUUGGAAAAGUUCUGACCCCUGGAUCUAGGUUGGAUACCCUUCUUAUGUACCUCUUUCCAUUGCCCAGUGUUUCCCACCUUUGUAGCAGUUAACAUAUUCUAUUAAAAUACUCUAUUUAGUUUUCUGUGUCCUCGCCUAUCCUGUAAGCUGCCUCAGAACAAGGACUGUGUUCAUCAGGUUCACCAUUUCUUUCUCCAGCAUCAAUCAGGCAAAGUGCCAGGUAUAUAAUAGUCAUCUAAUUAAGUGUCUGAUAAUUCAAUUUUUUAAAAUACAGAUGUUGAAGUUAAAUUCUAAGGCACCAAGCACAGAAAUGCAAAAUAUGUGACCUUAGAAGAUAAUGUAGCUAAUGUUCUAAAGUUGAUCUUACUGCCUUUGAAUAUAAAAUAAGAAGUUGGAGAUGUUUGGAGCAAGGGCAUCAGUAGCCUUGAUGAAUGCCUUGAGUGUUCAGUAGUAAUACUUUCCUAGCAACUACUACUAGCAACUACUAUACUAUUUGUAUACACAUUCUUAUUAAUUCUGAGAAAAAGACUCCUGACUUGAAAGAGCUACUUCUAAGGUAUCUUAAAACUAAGAUUCGUCAAAGCAACUUGAAAGUCACAAAGCUAACAAGCAAGAAAUAACUUGGGUUUGCCUUAGAGGGUGCAGAAAUUACUUAGGCCUCUGAGCGUCGCUGCUGACCACCUUAGAAGUAAAAGCCUGCAAGACAAUCAGUCCAACAUUCCGGUUCCCACAACAAAAAGGGCUGGGCAUUUGGCCCCCAAGCUUCCGGACGGAAAAAAAAAAAAAAAUCAGUUCAGCAGCUUAAAGUUCUGUCUACAGUGACCUGGGUCCUGUGAAUGCUGGUCCCCUCAGACCCUGAGGAAUAAAGACUGGAAUCUCGCACUGGAUGCUGGAAGUUGCCUGGGAGAGAAGAUUGUAGCAGAAGAAAUGGCGGUUCUGCAAAAGUUGCCACAGUGCAGAAGGCUUAUCCGGCUCUGCUUUCUUUUGGUCGUCUUGUGGGAGGUCGGAGCCGGGCAGAUGCACUAUUCUGUGCCAGAAGAGAUUGACAAAGGCUCCUUCGUGGGUGACAUCGCCAAGGACCUGGGGCUGGAGCCCCCUGCACUGGCAGAGCGUGGAGUCCGCAUCAUCUCCAGAGGUAGGUCGCAGCUUUUUGCUAUGAAUCUGAGAAGUGGCAGCUUGGUCACCGCAGGCAGGAUAGACCGGGAGGAGCUCUGCGCUCAGAGCACGCGGUGUCUGGUGAAUUUUAACAUACUCCUGGAAGACAAAUUGAACAUUUAUUCAGUAGAGGUGGAAAUAAGAGAUAUUAACGAUAAUGCCCCUCGCUUUGGAGUAGAGGAACUAGAGCUAAAAAUAAGUGAAAUGACUACGCCAGGAUUCCGAAUUCCCCUAAAGAGUGCGCAUGAUGCGGACGUAGGAGAAAACACCCUUCAGAAGUACGAACUGAACCCAAAUGACCACUUCUCCCUGGAUGUGCGAAGCGGAGUGGAUGGGAACAAGCACCCUGAGCUGGUGCUGGAGCGCGCCCUGGACCGUGAGGAAAAAGCCAUUCACUACCUCCUCCUUGUGGCUUUGGAUGGGGGCAGUCCGGUCCGAUCUGGCACCUCCCGCAUCUGUGUGACCGUCCUGGAUGUGAACGACAAUGCCCCUAUAUUUACACAGCCCGAGUACCGUGUAAGUGUUCCUGAGAAUAUGCCCGUAGGCACCCGGAUACUCACAGUGACCGCCACUGACACAGAUGAGGGAUACAAUGCCCAAGUGGCAUAUUUUCAAGAGAAAACCCUGGGAGAAACCCCAGAGGUAUUUGAGCUUGAGUCGACAUCUGGAGAUAUAACAAUCACAAAGAGUCUAGAUUUUGAGGAUGCCAAAGUCCAUGAAAUUGAUAUUGAAGCUCAGGAUGGUCCGGGCCUUCUGACCAGGACAAAGGUUAUUGUGACAGUUCUGGAUGUGAAUGACAAUGCCCCAGAAUUUUACAUGACAUCUGCUACUAGCUCAAUUCCUGAAGACUCUCCCCCAGGAACCAUAAUUGCACUUUUCAAUGUACAUGACAGAGACUCUGGGCAGAAUGCAUUUAUCACAUGUUCGCUCCCUGAGAACCUUCCUUUCAAGUUAGAAAGAUCAGUGGACAAUUACCACCGACUGGUUACAACCAGAGCCCUUGAUAGGGAACAGUUUUCCUUUUAUAACGUCACUGUGACUGCUAAAGAUGGAGGGAAACCAUCUCUGUCCAAGGAUGCUUACAUUUUGUUGCAGGUGGCAGACAUCAAUGACAACCCACCCACCUUCCCCCACAUGUCCUACUCUGCCUACAUUCCUGAAAACAACCCCAGAGGUGCCUCCAUCAUUUCUGUGGUGGCCCAUGACCCUGACAGUGACGAUAAUGCCCAUGUAACUUAUUCUUUGACUGAAGACACUCUUCAGGGUGCACCCCUGUCCUCUUAUAUCUCCAUCAACUCUGACACCGGUAUCGUGUAUGCGUUGCGCUCCUUUGACUAUGAGCAGUUCCAGGAUUUGCAGCUGUGGUUGACUGCGUGGGACAAUGGGAACCCGCCCCUCAGCAGCAACGUGUCAUUGAGCAUAUUCGUGCUGGACCAGAACGACAAUGCGCCUGAAAUCCUGUACCCCGCCCUCCCCACCGACGGUUCCACAGGUGUGGAGCUGGCGCCCCGCUCCGCAGAGCCCGGCUACCUGGUCACCAAGGUGGUGGCGGUGGACCGAGACUCGGGCCAGAACGCCUGGCUGUCCUACCGCCUGCUCAAGGCGAGCGAGCCAGGGCUCUUCGCGGUGGGGCUGCACACGGGCGAGGUGCGCACGGCGCGGGCCCUGCUGGACAGAGACGCGCUCAAGCAGAGCCUGGUGGUGGCGGUGCAGGACCACGGCCAGCCCCCUCUCUCGGCCACCGUCACGCUCACCGUGGCCGUGGCCGACAACAUCCCGGACGUCCUGGCCGACCUGGGCAGCAUCAGGACCCCCGCCGACCCGGACGAUUCGGACCUCACGCUGUAUCUGGUGGUGGCGGUGGCGGCAGUCUCGUGCGUCUUCCUGGCCUUUGUCAUCGUGCUGCUGGCGCUCAGGCUGAGGCGCUGGCACGCGUCGCGUCUGCUCCAGGCUUCCGGAGGCGGGCUGGUGGGCGUGCCGGCCUCGCACUUUGUGGGCGUGGACGGGGUGCGGGCUUUCCUGCAGACCUAUUCCCACGAGGUCUCCCUGACCGCGGACUCGCGGGAGAGUCACGUGAUCUUCCCCCAGCCCAACUACGCGGACACGCUCAUCAGCCAGGAGAGCUGUGAGAAAAAGGAUUUUCUAUCAGCACCGCAGUCUUUACUUGAAGAUAAAGAAGAAACAUUUUCUCAGGUAAAUUCCCUUCACAAUAUACUUAGUAGCUAUUACUAAAAUAAACAUUUAUUUACUUAGCUGCCUCCAUUGUUUACCACAUCUUUUCUAUUUCUCAUAUUUCCUUGUGAAUAUAUCAAUUCUUAGGAAAUGAGUCCUGGUGAACUAUUUCUCAAUAGUUCUAAGUGCUCACACCCUGUAAGGGGAAGAGGGGCUAGAAUCAUUGUAUCAUGAGUAUAAAUCAGGAGUUAGUAUGGGGUGAAUAUUAUUUAGGUCAUCAAAGAACAUUCCAUUAGGAACUGGUAUAUCUGGUUUCUCAUACUUUCUUUCCCAUCCCUGGAGAAAUCAUCUCAUCUACCUGGGUCAGUAAUUCUUUCUGUCUUAAAAAUACGAAGGUUGAGGGGCCCCUGGCUGGCUCAGUCAGUGAACCAUGGGAGUCUUGAUCUUGGCGGGUCAUGAGUUUGAGCCCUAUGUUGGGGGUAGAGUUUACUUUUUAAAAAAUAAAAUAAAAAGAUAUUUUUUAAAAAUGAAAGUUGAAUUUUAUGUUUACUCAAAUGCUUUAAAAUUCAUGGUUUUUGUUUUAUAUUUUAAUCUAUGAGUAAUGAAACACGUUAGUUUCUUCUCACUCAAUUUUAAUAUUUUUCCUUCAGUUUGGCAGUGAGGUUCUUCAUUUUAUUUGAUUUGUAUGACCUUCCCUAUUUAAAAAAUGGAAAUUUAGAAAUAAAUAUGCUUCACUGUGUUUUAGGAAGGUAUGUCUUGGUAUCU
Mirounga angustirostris (Northern elephant seal) is the source of this 6424-nucleotide messenger RNA. Its product is annotated as protocadherin gamma-A2-like. Gene Ontology annotation, cellular component: plasma membrane. The transcript has a single exon. Gene Ontology annotation, biological process: homophilic cell-cell adhesion. The record is from RefSeq and is a predicted model, not a curated record. The coding region runs from base 3260 to 5719 and encodes 819 amino acids. NCBI's taxonomy places the organism in Eukaryota, Metazoa, Chordata, Mammalia, Carnivora, Phocidae. Gene Ontology annotation, molecular function: calcium ion binding.